Corvus hawaiiensis (hawaiian crow) is the source of this 1374-nucleotide messenger RNA. RefSeq names its product RNA binding motif protein 34 (gene RBM34). The coding region runs from base 50 to 1318 and encodes 422 amino acids. The transcript has 10 exons. Gene Ontology annotation, molecular function: RNA binding. The record is from RefSeq and is a predicted model, not a curated record. NCBI's taxonomy places the organism in Eukaryota, Metazoa, Chordata, Aves, Passeriformes, Corvidae.
GUCGGAAGUGACGCGGGAGGAGCCUGUUCCCGCCGCGCUCGGUGCCACCAUGCGGGCCCGCCGGGGCGGCGCGGGGGCGCGGCACCCCCCGGCCAAGGAGAAGGAGCAGGAGGAGCAGUACGUGGUGGGGCAGGUGUCGGGCAGCCUCGGGGCGGCCGCGGCUCCCGCUGCGCCCCUCGCUCGCCUCUUCCGCGCCGCCGCCCCGCCGGUGCUGGUGGCCGUGCCGGGGAAGGGAAAUAAGAAAAGGAAGCGUGCAGAAGAAGGGGAGAAAGUGUCAGAAGACCAGAGCUCAUCCGUCAUACAAGAACCUCCAGUAAAAGCGAAGAAGACCAGAAAAAAAGAACGUUCAGAAGCAGAGAAAAAACUGUCAGAGAGAGAGAAUGCUUUGGAGCAGGCAGAUGAGGAGGAGGAUCAAAAAUUGUUUCCAAACAAAGUGAAGGAAAAGAAAAAGGCUUCUCAAACCAUCACCAAAAGUGUUGUUAAUUCAGCUACGGGUGCUACUGCAAAACAGCGGAAGAGAAAAAGGGUGGCUGAUGAAACAGCGGACAGAAGAACGGUGUUUGUUGGAAACUUGCCUGUCACUUGUACUCUUCAGGUACUGAAAUCUCUUUUUAAGAAGUAUGGACAAAUCCAAUCCAUUCGCUUCCGGUCUCUGAUUCCAGCAGAAGAUACUGUAUCCAAAAAGGUAGCAGCAAUCAAGCAUAAGGUGCACCCAAAUGCAAAGUUUGUCAAUGCUUAUGUUGUCUUUAAGGAAGAAUGUGAUGCCCAGAAGGCUCUGAAGGAGAACGGAACAGAAAUUGCUAGUGGAUUUCACAUCAGAGUUGACACUGCAUCUAAAACCAGUUCGCAUGACAAUAAACGAUCUGUAUUCUUGGGAAAUCUUUCAUAUGACAUCCGCGAUGACGCCGUGCGGGAACACUUCCAUGUCUGUGGAGAUGUCGUGGGAGUGCGAGUUGUGAGAGACAGGAGGACGGGCUUGGGAAAAGGCUUUGGCUACGUCCUCUUUGAGAAUACAGAUGCUGUACAUCUUGCUCUGAAACUGAACAACUCAGUUCUGAUGGGAAGAAAGAUACGAGUGCAGCGUGUAGUGGACAAGAGGAAAGCACAGAAAAGUCCAGACCAAUCUCAUGCUCCCAAGGACAGAGCUGAUAAGAAGAAAAAAGAAAAGAGCUGUUCUAAUGAUUCUUUUGUUGGUGAAAAAGCAACCCCAUUAAAGAAGAGCACGAAACCGAAAAGACUAAAAACUAUUCCUAGGAGUAAAGCUGGGAAAAAUAAACAGUCCUUUGAUAAAAAUCGAUCGGAUAAAAAUGCUAAUUAGUGUUAUGAAGAUGGAUAUAUAUGAGAGUGUUGUGUCAUAAAUUUUGUUUGCUAAUA